AUGUAUGUGUGUACAUGAAAGCUGUGGCACACGGAGCCAGACAGGAGCUGGCAUGUUAGAGAGUGGAGCAAACCAUCCAAGUAAUGAACAGAGGGGGAUUGCAACACACGCAGCGCCCAAAACGCUCCAAUGAGUUCCAGCUGUAUGAAUUUCUGUGGGACUCCGACGUGGGCUCAGGAAGAGAAAAGAGCACGAUAAGAACCAACCCCGGCAGCUUUCACCGAGCGCACGAACACCGCUGAAAAGACGUACGCCGGCGGUUGUACCCUUUCAUGUUUCCCAGCACAUGUGGGAAUUCGGCCGACAACCAUAUGUAGUUUUGUGGCUGCCGGAGCAGCGGAGAUGUGGCAGUGAAGUUUGUCUCGGCUACAAUAACUCUUCCCCACUUCAGUGAAUCUUCAGCGGACAUUUCGUUUGGAUUUGUGGCUGCUGGAGGCAACUUCCUUCGUGGUGUAUCCAGUGGAGGACUUCCAGCGCUGCAGUGAGUGUUAUGACACAUGCAGAGUUGCCCUGCCUCUUGCGAGCUUAUGAUGAAGAGGAUUUGCUUGUGAACAUCUUCCAUUACAGUUCAAUGGUCUGACUUGUAAUGUGGAAGAUCCCUGGGGCACCUGGGAAAACCAUCUGACAGCCUGCUUGGCGUGAUGAGCAAGUUCACCUUUCAGAACAACAAAGUAAUGCAGGACCGCCGGAGCGUUUGUGUCUUCCUUCCGAACGAUGAAGCUCUCAACAUUAUUGUGAACGUUAAAGCAUUAUGCCAAGAAUUAUUCGUUCAAGUGUGCGACCUUCUAAGGCUGAAAGACUGUCAUCUUUUUGGGCUCAGUGUCAUACAAAAUAAUGAACACGUUUAUAUGGAGCUGAUGCAGAAACUCUACAAAUAUUGUCCAAAGGAAUGGAAGAAGGAAGUAAGCAAAGGCAUUGACCAGUUUGGUCCACCAAUGAUUAUUCACUUCAGGGUACAGUACUACGUGGAGAAUGGGAGAUUAAUUGGUGACAGAACAGCGAGAUAUUAUUAUUACUGGCAUUUACGGAAACAGGUUCUUCAAUCCCAGUGCAUACUGCAUGAAGAGGCCUACUUUUUACUUGCUGCUUACGCAUUACAAGCAGACCUUGGCAACUACAAAAGGCACAAACAUUAUGGAAAAUACUUUGAGCCAGAAGCUUACUUUCCUCCUUGGGUGGUUACCAAGCGAGGCAAGGAGUAUAUUUUGAAACACAUUCCAAAUAUGCACAAGGACCAGUAUGCACUUACAGCCUCAGAAGCACAUCUCAAAUACGUCAAAGAGGCUGUCCAGCUGGAUGAUGUGGCUGUUCAUUAUUACAGACUGUAUAAGGAUAAAAGAGAGAUUGAGGCCUCACUGAUGCUGGGCUUGACUCUUCAAGGACUUCAGAUAUUUCAGGUUGUGGGUGAAUCUAAACAGUUGUUGUAUGAUUUUCCUUGGACCAAUGUUGGCAAGCUUGUAUUUGUGGGGAAGAAAUUUGAGAUCCUGCCAGAUGGUUUGCCUUCUGCUAGAAAACUCAUUUACUACACUGGCUGUCCCAUGCGUUCCAGGCAUCUGCUUCAGCUCCUCAGUAACAGCCAUCGUCUCUACAUGAACCUGCAGCCUGUCCUACGACAGGUCCGGAAACUGGAAGAGAAUGAAGAAAAGAAGCAGUACAGAGAAUCUUACAUCAGUGACACCAUGGAAAUGGAUAUUGAACAUCUGGAGAAGCGAUCGAGAGCCAGUGGCAGCAGUGCAGGCAGCAUGAAACAUAAACGUCUUUCCAGGCACUCUACAGCCAGCCACGGCAGUUCUCACACUUCGGGCAUUGAGGCGGACACCAAACACAGGGACCUUGGACCAGAGGACAGUUUCAGUGGACACAUCCUUCAUCGGAAACUCAAGUCCUGCAACUCAAUGACCAGCCAUGGCAGCUCACACACCUCGGGCGUUGAGAGUGGUGGGAAAGACAGAAUAGAGGAUGACUCACAGGAUGAUGAAAUAGAAAUGCUGGUGGAUGAUCCCAAGGACUUGGAGCAGAUGAAUGAACUGGCUCCAGACGUCAGUGCCGACAUGUGUAUUCACAUCACGGAAGAGAUGCUGAUGUCACGGCAGUUGAAUGGACAUUCAGGAUUGAUUGUGCGUGAGCUGAGUUGUUCAACAUCAAGUUCUUCAGAAACAGUGGUGCGACUUUAUGGUCAAAGCAUAGAUUCAUUACCACAGCCCGUGUGCAGAAAACCAAAGAGCUCCUCAGACCGGCACAGUCAGAGCCUGGAUGACAUCCGCCUUUACCAGAAGGAUUUUAUGGAGAUAACCACCCUUAGCCAAGACGCUGCUCAGAGCUACACAUUUGGUUGCGCUCAUAAUCUGAGUGAGGAAGGUAAUUGCUGUAACCGCUGCUUGGCAGAGCAGUACAGUUCAACAAAAGACCCAUUCAUAGUCAAACGAACAAGCAAAUAUUCAUCUCUGGACCUCACAGCGGAUGACUCUGUUCCUGAAUUUGUAGUCUGAGCAUUAAGAUUUAACUAUGCAUUGGUGAAAUGUACGGUAUGCCUGGCUGCCUACUGCGUUCACAAUGACCUUUCAAAGCCAUUACCUGACACUUCUAUCAAGCAGCAAAUCUUUUUUUUAUUUCAGCUUGCCAAUAAACAAUUUACACUCUGCAGUUCUUCCAUGUUUUGGACAAAAACAGCUGACAAAGUAAUGGAUGUCAAGAAACCAAAGAAAAUGUUCAUUCGGAAUCUAAGAUGUAUAUUUUUGCAAGUCUGAGAAAGAACUUUCGGGUAAAGCAAGCCUACGGGAAUUCUUUGCACACUUACUUUUCUGUGGAGAAUCAAAUCCAUUGUGUUCAGUAUUACACAGACAGAUCUUUCUACAGAUAUUUUUAACCAAGCAGAAUAGUUUAAAUGUUACAAUUUAGUGGAACCUUAGUGUUCUUACCACAUGUGUUAGAGGCUUCAUUUUAUGUUGUUGAUCAACUUCAAAGUGUCCCAUUGAAUGCGUAGACAUGACCUUGGUACUGUGAACCUUACUGUGUCGUGAUCCUGUACCUUUGCUCAUUUGUCGGUUGUGUAUGUAUGCAGUGACAAUCAGAAUUGUCUGUCCACUGACUCCCACUAUCGUCAAUAAUACAAGAUGUAUAAUAGAAUAUUGCAGAUGCUGUGGGGAUUUAUUUGACUUGGGAUUGGUGGCGGGGUUGAAUUUCACUCCAAUUAGUUGGUUAAUUCCAGUUAAUGGAAAGAUAACCUAUGUAAACGUGGUGGCAGGUGACCAGAGACAGUGCAAGUUUUGAAGCAGAGAGGAUUUGUGUAUUAACAAAAGUAAAGCUGCUGGGAAGCGUGGAUAAGCCUCACUAAGUAUCAGUGUACCAAGGAAUGGAUUCAUAUAUCAAAGAGUUUUGAAUGCAAAAGGGUUGAAUCACAUAUAUGUUAUUUUUGUUUUAAUAUAGUUAUGCAAUAAACCAGGAUAGAUUUGUC
Molecule: messenger RNA, 3454 nt
Organism: Hypanus sabinus (Atlantic stingray)
Lineage: Eukaryota; Metazoa; Chordata; Chondrichthyes; Myliobatiformes; Dasyatidae
Gene: frmd6
Product: FERM domain containing 6
Exons: 14
Coding region: 642-2489 (615 amino acids)
Biological process (GO): positive regulation of hippo signaling
Cellular component (GO): cytoplasmic side of apical plasma membrane; cytoskeleton
Source: RefSeq, a predicted model, not a curated record